AACGGAAAGGAAAGUAGGCAACACUUGCAGCACAUAAUGAAAUGUUAAAUUUAGAACUGGAAACAAAUACAGGGUAAAAAAUCUGUAACAAACUCCGCCAAAAUUUCUUAACUUUAAAAAUGGAUGAAGAGGAGUCAAAACCCUUGUUAUUAGACGAUGGGAAUGAUACUUUUAACUCAAACAAUCAAAAAAAGUCUGUUUUCGGAAAGAGAAAGAACAAAAUUGGAGUGGUUGAUACUUUCAAUUCGAUAGAUUUGUUGUUUAACCAAACAGAAGCUGAAGAAGAACCAGAUUAUAUUGUCUCCGUGUUUGUCGUUACUUUUGACACCAGAUGUGGUAAUAUGGUGGAAUGGUCGACGCCAUCAGAGCUAGAUUUAUCCAGCAUAGAGUUUAAAGCAAUGCCAAGUGGGGCCCAUACUGUUGAGUCUGAUUUCAUAUACUUCCGACUUAACAACCUGUUCGGAUUGAGUUGUUUCGAGAAGAUGCGAGUUAAUUCUGUGGAAGAAAGAGGAGCGAGGAUGAAGUCGGUUGGAAUCCUCGCAUCCACGUACACCACAUUGUUCCGUCACAUGCAGUUCCUUGAGAUGCAAGUUAGGCACCACCUGCAGACACCUGGCAACUAUCUCCAAUUAGAGGAGUUUUACAAAGAUCGUCACGGUGUCUUGCCACCCUUGGUUCAACAACCAUCUAAUGCAAAUCAUAUUAAAAAUACAAACCAGUUCCCACAUAUGAAAAUCACCCACCCUGCAGGUUGCUUUUCCCAGUUCAUCAAAUUUUUUGGUGAAAAUAUUUUUGUCCUGUGGAAACUUGUUUUGUUGGGAAAAAGGAUUUUGUUCUUUUCACCUCCGCCAAUCGGUGUUGUUUGUUAUCGGGUUUACUGUGCAUGCUGUUUGGGAAAAGUGGCGGUGAAUGGAUUUGAACACAAAACCCCCAAGCCUUAUUUCUAUAUCAACGUUGCUGAUAUCGAAGACGUGGAAAACGAAUUGAACUACAUUGCUUGCACCACUGAACGUAUUUUCCGUGAAAAAUCUCGUUUAUAUGAUAUCUAUGUUGACAAUCAAGUGAUCGUAUCAACAGACGUACAAUCCAAAGAUCUCCUCAAAGUUAAUAAAGUUGAUAAAGAAAAAUAUCAAAACCUUUUAAACCACAGAAAUGAUUUAUUAUUUCACCAAGAGAUUGGUGAUGACAACGUACCAACAGAAGAAGAAGUUUAUCAAUCCUACUUCAUUCACCAAAACAAUCAACUCUUUGAGACUUUAAUGGAAGCUGCCUCGUCACGUGACAAAACGCUCACAGAAGACCAUAUUAAAGCAAUGGGUCUUGACCCUGUAGGAGACCGACAUUUUAUCAUGGACCUACUCGAGUUAUACGCAAUUGACGUUAUGCUUGUUGUUGAUAACCCUUGCUGUCCCGUGUAGGUACAUUCAGUUUUGCGUGUCUAUACGUCAACCACGAGAGAGAAUGUUUUGAAUGAGUUGUCGAGUCGCGACAGUCAUUCUGCCUUUAGUUUAUCACGCAUGUGCAAUACGUUGUUUUUUAAACCUGUACGAAUUCCUCUAAUCCGCGCUCCAUUAUUUUGCACCAACUUCAACUUUCCGGGGCCUUACACACAAGCGUCCCGCAGUGCCGCGUUUAAUUCCCGAUCUAUUCUUCGGUUUACCAUUUUGGACAUUUCGUCACGAAUUCGAAACCUCACGUUUGACUAACCAACCACGAACACCAACGUAUUAUAUAACGGCGGUCACGGAUUUUGCAGAGAACUGUAUGCAAUUUGGAUACAUUCCAGGCGUUAGGCAAUGAAGCAUAUUUAUAUAGUAAUUCAACGAGGAAAUUAAUUUAUUUAUCCUGUUCAUAUAGUAGGGUGGAGAAAGAUGGAAUACCUUUAGCACAUAAUAUCAAAAUAUCCUGAUCGUGUUUUAAACAAUUAACGGUCUAGGGAAGUCGGGAGGAUACGGUUUUAUAAUUCUUUAAAUGUUAUUUGUUAACUACAAAAUGGGACGAGAAAAUGGAAUAAAAAGGUGUCCCAUCUCACCCCAUCCUACUACAUACAUAUAGUACGUUUAUUUCUUUCAGCGUCUUCCCAUUUUGCAGUAGAAUCCUAAUCACAUAGAACAAAAUACCCGCACCACUGUACAGGUAUAGCGACGUGCACUUCGCUAGUAUAAUGUAGUGUUAGAGCAUAUGUAGCAUUUUCUAGUUACAACGGCUACUAUACAAUUUAAUGCACUACAUAUAUGGAUCAAUGUUCAUCGCAAUCGUAGGUUUAAAGUGGUGCUUAUAUUUAAUCCGGUGUUUAUUUUUUGAUUUUCUUGCGACACUUGACUGCGCGUUUCUUUCGAAUCUAUGCCAUCGUGUCCAUAUAGUUUAUUAAACCAUGUAGAAAAAAAUAUUAA
Molecule: messenger RNA, 2393 nt
Organism: Ciona intestinalis (vase tunicate)
Lineage: Eukaryota; Metazoa; Chordata; Ascidiacea; Phlebobranchia; Cionidae
Source: RefSeq, a predicted model, not a curated record